UUCAUGAAAUCGUAAACAAAAACGCCGAAAUCACACAAAGACCAUAAAUUUAUCGAAUUUCCCGAUAAAUCGCGCUCAAAACAGACCAAAACAUGUCGAACGAUUCAGUUGAAUUAAGUUCCUAUCGCGAUCAACACUUCAAAGGUUCUCGCAGCGAACAGGAUCGUUUGCUGCACCAAUCGAGCACCUUGUAUGUCGGAAACUUGGCUUUUUACACGACGGAAGAACAAAUUCACGAGUUAUUCUCGCGUUGCGGCGAUGUGCGACGUAUCGUGAUGGGUCUCGACAAAUUCCGGAAGACCCCGUGUGGCUUUUGCUUCGUCGAAUAUUACGUGCGCGAAGAUGCAGAAGCAGCGAUGCGUUAUAUCAACGGAACUCGCCUGGAUGAUCGCAUCGUGAGAGUCGAUUGGGAUGCCGGCUUCGUGGAGGGACGACAAUAUGGCAGAGGAAAGUCGGGCGGGCAAGUGCGUGACGAGUAUCGAACAGAUUACGAUGGAGGACGCGGCGGAUACGGCAAAAUUGUACAAAUGAAAAUCGCACCAAACACGAACGACAGUCGGGGAUGAAAAGAAAUCACAUUUUUUUUUCUUGUAUUUAAUAAGUAAUUACGACAAAUAUUGCUGAUAAACUACCUAAUAUAAUAUUUUAUGACAACGUA
Culicoides brevitarsis is the source of this 658-nucleotide messenger RNA. RefSeq names its product nuclear cap-binding protein subunit 2 (gene Cbp20). Gene Ontology annotation, cellular component: nuclear cap binding complex. The record is from RefSeq and is a predicted model, not a curated record. Gene Ontology annotation, molecular function: RNA cap binding. NCBI's taxonomy places the organism in Eukaryota, Metazoa, Arthropoda, Insecta, Diptera, Ceratopogonidae. The coding region runs from base 93 to 566 and encodes 157 amino acids. Gene Ontology annotation, biological process: mRNA cis splicing, via spliceosome. The transcript has 2 exons.